This is a messenger RNA of Daphnia pulex (common water flea), 1254 nucleotides long. RefSeq names its product aldo-keto reductase family 1 member B1-like. The transcript has 6 exons. Bases 142 to 1089 code for a protein of 315 amino acids. Gene Ontology annotation, cellular component: cytosol. The record is from RefSeq and is a predicted model, not a curated record. Gene Ontology annotation, molecular function: aldose reductase (NADPH) activity. NCBI's taxonomy places the organism in Eukaryota, Metazoa, Arthropoda, Branchiopoda, Diplostraca, Daphniidae.
CGGGAAAUGGACAGUCCAAAUCUGGCCGUCAGCCACGUUUGCCAUUGUGAUUCGUUCUCGACCAGGCAGCCAAAAAGUUCUCCCGUUUAAAUUUGAUUUGGAAACACACACGCAAAAACUACACGCAAAAGAAGAAGAAAAAUGUCUGUUCCUUUGAACAACGGAUACGAAAUGCCGUUGAUCGGCUUCGGAACAGCGAAUGCUUACAAUGAUGAAAUCAUCCGGGCCGUUGGAGACGCAAUCGAGGCCGGCUAUCGUCAUUUCGACGGAGCUUCAUUUUACGCCAACGAAGUCGAGGUGGGCCGAGCCGUUCGGCAGAAAAUCGACGACGCAAUCAUCGAUAGAAAAGACCUCUUUAUUGUUAGCAAGUUGUGGUGUACGUUCAUGAGUCCCGGAUUGGUUGAGCCAGCCUUACGCAAGACCCUGAAAGAUCUGCAACUGGACUAUCUGGAUCUUUACGUGAUGCACUGGCCCAUGGCAUUUGAGGAAAACUCGGACAUGAUACCGAAUAUUCCACUAGACGAAAACGGCCUUGUGAAAUGCAAAGACGUCGACUACGUCGAUACCUGGAAAGCCAUGGAAGCCUGCGUUCGCCAAGGUCUAGUGCGCUCAAUCGGCGUCUCCAAUUUCAACAGUCAGCAGCUCAAAAGAUUAUUGGAACACUGUACCAUCAAGCCAGUCACGAAUCAGGUGGAAGCCCAUGUCUAUCUUAACCAGAAAUCAAUGAUUGAACUCUGUCGACAGUACGGGAUCGUCGUAACGGCUUACGGUCCGCUCGGGCGUCCUGGUCUCAGCCAAGAUCCCGUCAACGAUCCCACCUUGUUAGACGACCCCCAAAUUAAAGAAAUAGCCGCAAAGUACGGACGAACGGUCGCCCAGAUUUUGCUUCGCUACCUGACUAUGCGAGGAUUGCCAGUCAUACCAAAGUCGUCCAACCGAGCCCGAAUCCUCGAAAAUUUGUCGUCGGUCGAUUUCGACCUUGCCACCGAGGACGUGGCCUUCAUCGAUAGCCUCAAUCGCGAUCAUCGCUACCUGAAAAAUGAGUGGGCCAGCCACCAUGUCCAUUAUCCGUUCCAUAUUCCUUACUAAUUGAUGUUUUGUGGGACGGAUGAUUGGAUAUACAUCUCGUGCGCAGUUGAUUUCAAUUUUUGUUAGUUGAUUUGGCCCAUUGGUUUUAUUUCGUUAAUAUUUCUGAAUGUAGUGUUGAUUACAAUCGAUCGAGCCGCUUUAACCAAAUAAACGUCAACAACAGCA